Messenger RNA from Xyrichtys novacula (pearly razorfish), 30709 nucleotides. The record is from the annotation of a GenBank genome assembly. NCBI's taxonomy places the organism in Eukaryota, Metazoa, Chordata, Actinopteri, Labriformes, Labridae.
ACCAUAACGUUGUUUGCGAUCCGCCGUUAAACGAAAGAAGAAGAGCGGCCACAAUGAAUUAUUAGCUUACUGAGCAAACGACAAGCUAGUCGAAGUUGGGGCAGCACAUUUUGUCAAAUUAGAGGUACAAGGAAGAAGAACCAGUACAGCUACAGCCCCCGACGACGUGUUUGAUGUAGGUAGGUUGAUAAGUCUGAUUCAUAAGAACCUUAAGAAACAGCACAGUUGAAGGCGCUGUGCCAUCACAUUUAACAUGCUAGCACGUCGCUAACAGCUAACGAUACCCGCUGCCUGCUUAUACAUCUGGAUGGUGGCUACUCACAUUGGUAAUAGCAUAAUCAGUAUCAUCUGACUUCGGUGGUAAACAUAGUUGCCUAAGGCUGGUUAGCUUCGCUUAUUAGCAUUCUAACUAGUUUUUCCACAAUUGCUAAAACACAUUUCUUGAAAUUUCCACCAGUUUUCUCAAGUCCUUAAACACAAAUAAAAAAAUUCAAACUACAAUUAAUAAAUCCAGGACUUUUGCAAUUAGCCAUUAUUAUCGGCCGUGCCAAUUAUUGAUCAACCCUUAACGGUGGAUGUCAGAAAGUGUGUUUUAGCAAUUGAGAAAUACUGUAAAUGAGAAGCACAUUACAGUCUAAACCACAAUAUUAAACUCAAGUGCAUACAGUAUGUACAGUCAUUCAGCCACAGCAUCAUGUCAUUAUGUUAGGCCACAUUCUCCCUGGCCAGGUAACGGGGGACAAAACCCCUCUGAACUGACCUGUAUUGGUUUCCUCACAUCAUUCGCCACAAGUGAGGGAUCAGUUUUGAGUUGUUGUGUCUAAGUCGUGACACCUGUGCUUUAAAUGUGUUUAACUUUUGCUGCCUGUGCUUACCACUAUGCGACAGAAGUGCAUCACCGUGCAAAACGUGUUUUAGUGAGUGACAAUAUGUUUGCAAGUUGUGUCCAACCAGGUGAAUGGUGGUUAUGGUUUUGCCAAAAGAGUGACUGAUUCAAUGAAAGGGUUCAGGCCAUUGAGCCUUUAGUUCAGGGUUUAGUGUUUUAGAAAUUUAGAAAUAUUGUAAUAUUACACUGCAGUGUAUAUAAUGUUGAACAUGAUCCUUAAAAGCAGAUGACAUCUAGGCAUAAAUGGGGAAUUAAUGUUACACCAUGUAAGACUUAGCAAGAAAUUACCAAAUCAGUCAUAUUCCACACUGCUUGUAAGUUACAUCAAGCCCGUUCAGUUUACUAAUACUUUUUUUAUGUUGAUGCUCAUCAGAAUGAUGUCAAGAGAUCUUGUAAAAAAAUGUUUUACCUGUCAGAUGCUGAGGGUCUUCUUCCAGGAUGUAUGCUGUGUACAGACAAGCGCACACACCUACUGCUGUGGAGUUUUCUGCUUAUUGCAACUUCAUAUCAAGCAAGGAGAAGAAUUUGGUUGUUGCCGGAACAUCUCAACUGUUUGUCUAUCGGAUUAUCCAUGAUGUGGAGGUGACUACAAACUGCCCCACUGACUAAUUCAUAGUGACAUGUUUUGAGCCACCUAUAUCAGAAGCUUGUUUGACAUUCCUGUUAUUGUUUCAGAGUACAUCAAAAGCCGACAAGUCAUCAGGUAUGUUCAAUAUUUAUGUUGAUAAGUUACAUACUGAAUAUGCAGAAUUUAUUCCUAUGCUACAGUUGAAUCAUUGUUACAUAUAUGAUUGGAUUCAUUGACAAACCUCAAACCUUCUUGUAGAUUCUAAAUCACGCAAGGAGAAGCUGGAGCAAGUGGCCUGCUUUUCUCUCUUUGGCAAUGUGAUGUCCAUGGCCAGUGUGCAGCUUGUAGGAGCCAGCACAGAUGCUCUCCUUCUCAGUUUCAAAGAUGCCAAGGUCUCAGUCUAAGCUGUGCACUAACUGACUAUUUUCUUACUGCCAAACUUGUGAGCUGUUGAUUGAAAUCUGGAAUUUUUUUUUUUGUGCUUCUGAUAGUUAUCUGUUGUCGAAUAUGACCCAGGGACACAUGACCUCAAGACGCUGUCUCUUCAUUACUUUGAAGAGCCAGAGCUCAGAGUGUGUAUAUUUGUAUAUUUUUAUAUAUAUAUAUAUAUAAAAGUGUGUGUGUGUGUGUGUAUAACGUAUAUGUGGUAGCAGCUUUUCUAUCCAAACUGGAGUAAAUAUUUUCAAGUAAUUGUUCACUGCUUGUUGUUUGACUUUUAGGAUGGCUUUGUACAGAAUGUACACAUUCCACUUGUGCGCGUUGAUCCAGAAAACCGCUGUGCUGUAAUGCUCGUUUAUGGCACGAAGCUUGUGGUGUUGCCGUUCAGGAAAGACACCUUAACUGAUGAACAGGAGGGAGGGGUAGGAGAAGGGUAUGUUUUCAGUUCACUACACAAUUCAGCUUAAUCAUUUACAUAAUGUAUUUGUCAUACUAGAAAAUGCUUCCACGUUAAUUCCUCAAUCAGAUGCACUAGUAACCUAAUUGUGGUGUUGUCAGUAAGUUGUCAAUUGCCAGGGUGUGAUGUUGUAAUAGCUUAAGUCAAUGAAAAUAUCUGCCUAUGUGCCUAUCACAAAGAUUUCCAUAUCAGUGUAUAUGUCUGUUUUCAUAGAUGCAAAACUUUUGGAUGAGACUAUAAUUGGAGUAAUUUAGAAAUGAUGCUUCCAUGUAAUUUUCUGGACGUACUGCAUUGUUUAAAAAUAGAUAAUCCUUGUGAAGUCAUGCCUGAAUUAUGUGGGAACAUCAUCUGACAUGUUUUCGUUUUAUAAAUGAAAUGAAAUCAACAGAUAUGCACAUUUUUUAGUGGUUUCUUCAGGUUGACGUUUUUCAGCAACAGUCUUUUUCUUGGUUGUUGGAAGGCAGACGAUGGAAAACGUACUGAGGGUCACAGAAACACUCUCUCUUUGUUUUGGGUACAUGCUCAAAGCACUGCUCAUGAAGGCAUAAUUCAACUUGUCUGGUUGUUAGUACAACCUUGGACAGUGCAAAACAUACUAGAACUGCCCAAAGACAUUUUCAGAUACAACCAUGUAACACUCAAUAAAAACCCAGCAUACAUUAAAAACAAUGCAAUUUGAAGUAUUUUAGACUCGAAACAACUUUUGUUGAUGCUCAGUUAAUAAGAUUGGGCACUACAAAUAACCAACUUAGUUUUGUUUCUCUUGAAUUAGUGGCAGUUUCACCUAUAAUCAUAAAUAUAGUAGUGACCUCAGGAACUAGUUGGAAAGGAUCAUUCAGUGUCUUCUUAUCUACAGACCGAAAUCCAGCUUCCUGCCCAGUUACAUUAUUGAUGUCCGUGAGCUGGAUGAAAAGUUGCUCAACAUAAUUGACAUGAAGUUCCUUCAUGGCUACUACGAGCCGACAUUGCUCAUUCUGUUUGAGCCCAACCAGACAUGGCCAGGGUAAGUUCACAAAUUAUCAGCCAUAUCAACAACUUUUGUUUUUAAAAGAACAGCAAAUAAAACAAAGUUUAUACUAAAAGUCAUGGAAUUGUUUGCUUUGUAUGGACAUGACUUUAUGACUACACUCAAAUACCUGUUUUUGGAUUCCACUUGCAGGCGUGUGGCUGUGCGCCAGGACACGUGCAGUAUAGUUGCCAUCUCUCUCAAUAUCAUGCAGAAGGUUCAUCCUGUUAUCUGGUCUCUCAGUAAUCUGCCUUUUGACUGUACGCAAGUCAUGGCUGUUCCAAAGCCGAUUGGUGAGCUCAUCGAAUCGUCUUUUUUUGGCACAACUCAAAAGCAAUGUGAUUGCAAGGUUACCAGCUCAAAGUAAUUUCUGUUGCAGAUGUUAAGUUGCAUUAAAUCUUUCAGGUGGUGUUGUGGUAUUUGCCAUGAAUUCACUGCUGUAUCUCAACCAGAGUGUUCCACCAUACGGAGUGUCUCUUAAUUCCAUGACAGUUGGCACCACAGCAUUCCCUCUGCGUAUGUAUAAUAGUUCUAUGAAUGCAUUCCCAUACUUGUGUUCUUGAAAUGGACUUUUAUGUAUUUCAUGAUCCCCCCUUCACGAGAUUCUACUUCUGGUUCACUAGGUGUACAGGAGGAAGUGAAGAUCACACUGGACUGUGCCCAGUCUGACUUCAUUGCCUAUGACAAGAUGGUUAUCUCUUUGAAAGGAGGAGAAAUGUGAGUCACUGCAAUCAUAAGAAGAACUGAUUGUAAAAAAAAAAUAGCAGUUAUUCAUCAGUCUUCACUAACUCUUGUUGCCCUACAGUUAUGUGUUAACCCUUAUCACUGAUGGCAUGAGGAGUGUCCGGGCUUUCCAUUUUGACAAAGCAGCUGCCAGUGUCCUGACAACUUGUGUAAGUUCUGCCUGGAAGUGUGGAAUACAUCAAUAUGAUGAGAAAGGAAUGAAGUUUCUUUCUUUAGCACUUAUUUUCUUUGUGUUUCUGUUAAUAGUUGAUAAACACAAAGGCCUGGAGUGAUUAAGUUUUGACUCGAAGGUUUUAAAAGUUAAUACCAGAAGUGAAAACAUCUGGGUUUAAAUCAGCUCAAUGGAAUACAAAUGAUCAAUAUAUGAAAAAGGAAAAUAAAACUUAAUGGAAAGAAUCUUUGAAUUUGAAUUCUAGGACUGCUCCUUAAAAGAUGAUUCAAUUCUUGGGAUGAGAGACACAGGGUAAUAUGUAUGUCAAAUAUCUGAGUAUGCAGAUUAGCUGGAAAUUUUAGAUCAGUUCUUGAUGUCCCUUUCUCUGUAAACCAAUUGCCACCAAAAUAAAAACUAGUACAACCCAAGAGAAAGCAGGGUUGCAAAAACACACUUUUUGAGUAGAUAUAGGAGGUCUGAAGGGGGCUGUAGGAUAAAAUGCAGCAGCCUUAUGUGUUUUACUUGUUUGGGGUAAAAAAAUACUUCAUUUAACAAAAUUAUAUCUGGGGCCAAUUUAAAAUACACUCCCCCUCUUCAAAAAUCAACAAAUCUCUUAAUUAAAUCUGGAAUAACACCGAAUGCACUAUACAGUGAAGAGUCUUUCAUUUUAUUCAAAGUGUUAGUCUAGUUAUCUGUGAAAGUUCUAGUAAAGAUGCUCCUCAGCUUUUUCGUUAUUGAACCAACAUACAGCGCUGUCAGAGAAUAUUCACAGCACCACACCUUUUUCACAUUUUUUAUGUUACAGCCUUAUUCCACAAAAUGGAUUAAAUUCAUAUUUCACUUCAAAAUUCGACACACAAUUACCGAUAAUGACAAAGGGGGAAAGUUUGUUUGGAACUUUACUAAAAAUAAAAAACAAAAUAUAACAUGGACCUAAGUAUUCACAGCAUUUGCUCAGUACUUUGUAGAUGCACUUUUGGCAGCAAAAACAGCCUCAAGUCUUUUUGAGUAUGAUGCUACAAGCUCAGCACACCUACUUUGGGCAGGUUUUCCCAUUCUUCUUUGCAGAACCUCUCAAGCUUCAACAAGUUGGAUGGGUGCAUUGGUGAACAGCCAUUUUCAGAUCUCUCCAGAGAUGUUCAAUUUCGGUUCAAGUCUGGACUCUGGUUGGGCCACUCAAAGACAUCCACAGAGUUAGUCCUAAAGCCACUGCUGUGUUAUUUUGGCUGUGUGAUUGUCCUGUUGAAAGAUGAAUCUUAACCCAGUCCAGGUCCAGAGCACUCUGGAGUAGAUUAUCAUCAAGGAUAUCUCUGUACUUUGCUGCAUUUAGCUUUCCCACCACCCUGACUUAUCUCCCUGUUGCUACUGCUGAAAAACAUCUGCACACCAUGAUGCUGCCACCACCAUGCUUCAAUGUAGGGAUGGUAUUGGAAAGGUGAUGAGCGGUGCGUGGUUUCCUCCGGACAUGACGCUUGGCAUCCAGGCCAAAUAGUUCAAUUUUAGUUUCAUCAGACCAGAGAAUUUUGUUUCCUGUGUCUGAGAGUCCUUCAGGUGCCUUUUGGUUCGGACCUUAUAUAGACAGGUGCGUGCCUUUUCAAAUCACGUCCAAUCAACUGAAUUUACCACAGGUAGACUCCAGUCAAGUUGUGGAAACAUCUAAAGCAUGAUGAGUGGAAACAGGAUGCACUUAAGCUCAGUUUUGAGUGUCAUAGCAAACGCUGUGAAUACUCAUAUUCAUGUUAUACUUUUGUUUUUAUUUUUAAUAAAGUUUAGAACUUUUUUCACUUUGUCAUUAAGGGUAAUAGUAUCAAAUUUUGAGGUAAAAAUGAAUUUCAUCCAUUUUGGAAUAAGGCUGUAAUACAAGAAAAUUUGAAAAGUGUGGUGUUGUGAAUACUCUCCGGAUGCACUGUAGAUGGCAAAUGAGGGCUACUGGCAAUUACAAAAACGUACAAUUGUUUAAUAUGAAAAAGUCAUAUGAAAGUUGGAAAAACAAGGUAGAAAUUUGGCAGCUAACUACCAGAGAAAAGGGGAAAAACAUUAGCAGUUGCCCUGUUGCCAGUAGUAUGUACAAGUUUGGUUGAAUGAUUAAACUUUUGUCAAAGUAGGGCUUUUUAUUCCAAAGAGUAAAGGAAAAAGCACUGUAUAUUAAAUGUAUAGUUAUCUUUGUAGUUAUUGAACUCGCCAUCACACAGAACAUAAUCCAAAGUGAUGGUUAUGUGGAACGUGAAACACUUGAAUAGUUGUCUAAAUGGGAUUGUUGCAAAAUUUGAUAACAGAAUUCUAGUAAUACAGCCCAGCUUCCACCUCAACACUUGGUUCCUGUUAAUUUUAAGCUCCAUCCACCCUACCUUGUCCCCAAAAUGGACAUGCAAAUAAGUGUUCAUAAAAGAAUCUUUUUUUUUACCGUUUUAUUAUUAUUAUUUUUUUAUUUAUUUAUUUAUUUAUUUAUUUAUUUUUUACCUUUUUCGACUCAUAUCUCUUAAACGACCUCGGUCCUGACCAUGAAUAAAAAAACUCACCCUUUUUAUGCUAGUUAUUGUUUUCAUGCUAAAUACUGUUUUUUUUUUAAUGGUAAGAAAUACUAGAUCCCCAUAUUUCCCAUAUAAAAUUACCUAGAUGGAAAAUAUAUAUAUAUAUAAAUAGAGUCUGGGUUAUGUCAAUGAUAAGUAAAAUCAAUUUUGGUGCAUUUAAAUUAUUUUUGUUAUGCCAAUUUCCAUAUUUUAAGCCCCAUCCAGCCUACUUUGUAAAACGGACAUGGAGAUAAGUGUUCAUAAAAUAUUAGUUUUUGAACUUUUUUGACAUAAAUCUCUUAAACAACUUCAGCCCUAACCAUUAAAAAAGUAAUGAAUAAAAAAUUUGAUGUAUCACACUUUUUAUACCAGUUAUUGUGCACCAUAUCAUAAACGUUUGAUUCAUUGAGAAAGGUGUGCGUUCUAAACAGGUGUGUCUGUUGAAGCAGAAAAACAAGCCAGUUUUAUCCUCUUUUCUUGAGCCGCGUCCUCUACCAAAUCAUUUGUUCAUAUUAAAUUAAUUUUAUAGCGCUUAUCCACCUCUAACUAAAAUAUGACCGUGAUCACGCUAAUUACGAGCAUGUAAAAAAUUUUUGCAUAUUUGAGAUGUGAUAUAUUCUCACCUAAUGAUCUGAAGGACCUGUGCAUCCUCAUGCAUGUCCAUCCACUUGCUCUGAAGUGAGGGCAAAGUUGAAACUCUCUUUCUCUCACACUACAGAACUUGGAGGUUGCAUUUUCGACCAUAAAAACUCCGCUCAAGGCAUGCCCGGUUACGAACAUGGACGCAGAUUUGCACCGGUGCAUACACGCAGAUGCAUGCAAACUUUUCCUUACACAUGUAGCCCACUCUUAGACAUCCAUAUCUAGUGGCACAUAAAGUUUCAUUCAAUUCGGAUGAUGUUCAGUAGAUGAAAUAGCCAUUCAAACAUGCUGAUUCAAUGAAUUAAGGCCUUUGUGCACAGCAAAAAAAUUUUAAAAAUUUUAGAGCCCUGGUGAUCUAGUGACAGGAAAAAAAAGGUUGCAAUAUGUUGUUAUGGUGCCAUAAACCCACGGUCAAAGAAAGUGUUUAUAAAUGGAAGUCUAUUGUCCGUUUUGCAGACAAAGUAGGAUGGAUGGAGCUAAAAUGCGCAACAGUUCUUCAGGCGAAAGUAUAUAUAUAUUUUUUUAAUAUGAAGAAAAAUAAGAACUGUCACCAAAUUCGAUGCCCCAAUCUUUAAAACAUUAAAAAAAAUUUAUAACAGUAAAAAAAUAAAAUCCCUCGAUCUUUGGGCUUUUUCCCCCCAGAUGGUGACCAUGGAUCCUGGUUACCUUUUCCUAGGUUCACGUCUAGGAAAUUCACUGCUUUUGAAGUACACAGAGAAACUUCAGGAGACGCCACUGGAUGAAGGCAAAGAGAAGAUGGAAAAAGACAAAGAAAAGGAUAAAGAUAAACAGGUGGAAAUGGAACUUUGUAAAAAUUAGUUUUUAUUUUAAUGUCUUGUUGGGAAGUGCUAUCAAGAUAUGGACUUUUUGUGUGAUUGAGUAUUUGUAACAGUUGGUUGAUUGAAAUGUUCUGGAUCUUUCAAUGCAAACUGCUAACAGCCAUUUGGAUGAUUCUUGUUUAAUUUGACUCCGCGUCUCCAAAAUACUCUAAGUUACAUCACAGUUGACUCUGUUAUAAUAAUUCUAGGAAGAACCACCAAGCAAAAAGAAACGCAUGGAAUCAUCCACCAACUGGACAGGUACUCUUAUGAAUAACAUUUUUAUCUACCAAAAACGACUGUAAUAUCUGCCAAGUCAUGUUUCACUCAUUUUUUUUUCAGAUGAAGUUGAUGAGAUAGAAGUCUAUGGAAGUGAGGCCCAGUCAGGCACUCAGCUAGCCACCUACUCCUUUGAGGUACAAAAAUAAUCCCAAAAGCCCACUAGCUUUUUACAGUUUUUGUAGAAGUUGACUGAGAGUUGUUUUCUGUUUCUGAUACAGGUGUGUGAUAGCAUUCUGAACAUCGGACCUUGUGCAAAUGCAUCCAUGGGUGAACCUGCCUUCUUGUCUGAAGAGGUACACACAUACUCUUUGUAGUGUAGACUUUUUCCUGUGGAAGAAAUUUUCACACACUUUUUGUGAAAGAUUUUGAGUUUUCUGACUUUGUUUUCUGUUAACCCACAGUUCCAGAGCAACCCUGAACCUGACCUGGAGGUAGUUGUGUGUUCUGGCUUUGGCAAGAACGGUGCACUGUCUGUGCUGCAGGUAAAUCCCCUCACUACUGUUAUGUGUUGUUUUAAUGUUUGUGUUCCUGGUUAACAGAAGCCCAGGCCAGCAAUUGAAAGAAAAAUUCAGUCCAAAUUUGAUUAAAAAUCUUUGGUCUUUAUUACUUUAGAAGUAAUUCAUUAAAAAAACUUUUGCUAACUACACUUUUUCAGUCUUUUUCCAACCUUUGUUUAAGUCAUAAUGGGAGGAAAACAAUUAAAAUCAGAAGUAGAAAAAAGAUAAGUAGAAUGUUUUCUCACUUGACUCCUUGGACUUCUGCAUGGUCAGUAACACACAUGAUUAAUCUUACUGCACCUUUCAAAAACUUGUGGUCGUGAGGGCCGUCUGCCACAGGUCCAGUCAUGGUGCCAUAGUAAAGUCUGGGUCUACCACGGCUGCCUCAGAAGUUGAUGGAGUAGCCUGUAAACGCUCCAGAUACAAUCUGCAUAUAUAUGUGUGUGUGUGUAUCAAUAACCAUAAGUGUAUAUAUAUAUAUAUAUAUGUGUGUAUAUGUAUAUAUAUACAUGUAUGAAAAACACACACACAGACAAUCACAAGUGUGGAAAUCCAGGAAACCGUAUGCGGUUUAUGCCUUUGACUUACUUUGAUUGAUUUUCAUUCUAUUCUCAGAGAAGCAUCCGACCUCAAGUUGUCACUACAUUUGAGUUGCCAGGUUGCCAUGACAUGUGGACAGUCAUCUCAAGUGAAGUAAAAGAAGACAAAAAAGUAUACUUUAUGACUGCUUAAUAAUUGAAGGUCAUGUCAUUGAAGUUUAUUUUUUCUGCAUUGUUGUUAGUAACUAAAACACCAUUUAUUGUAAGUUUUUUUGUAUUGUUCAGUCUGUAAAAAGCACUGAUUCAGAAGAUGGGGCAGAAACAGAGACAUGUGAGGAACAAGAAGAGGGAGAAAAAGACAAAGAAGAAAAGGAAGAAGAGCUGGAGAAGACAGAGGCUUCCUUUGAGGAUGAUACAAAGAAGCACGGCUUUCUUAUUCUGAGCCGAGAAGAUUCAACCAUGGUAAAACUCCAUUUCAUAUCAGAGCAUAUCUAACAUUCAAAGACAUAUCUCACAUAUCAUUCAGUUGAUAGUUAGAACUUUGUGUAUUUUUUUUAGAUCCUCCAAACAGGUCAGGAAAUCAUGGAGCUGGACACUAGUGGCUUUGCUACUCAGGGACCCACUGUGUUUGCUGGAAACAUCGGCAGUAACAAGUACAUCAUACAGGUCUCACCCAUGGGUAUUCGGCUGCUAGAAGGAGGUAAAUUAGAAAAAAAAAAGUCAUUUAAGCUGCAGAGAGUAGCAAAAAAACAUUCCAGUACUCUCACUCUGUGACCUUUUUUUUUUCUUCUUUUUUUAAAAUUAUUUUUUAAUUAUUUUUUUUGCAUGUCCUGUUGCCUAAAAGCCUUUUAGGUACAAAAACUUCAAGAAUCAUCAAACGAAAGUUAAGAUGAGUUGUACCAGGUGCAGUGUUGCCUUUUGGGGAAAAGGAUCCUGAUCAAAGUAGUGGAUAUCUAUUAGGUGGAAGUAAAAUUCAGACAGAUGAUUUAUUCCUGCUGUUGGAAAAACGAGCAGCUUUAGUGAUUGAAUGCCUGGGCCAAAUACAUUACAUUUCAGGCAUUACUUGCCAUAUUGUGGUGUCCAGUCAAACAGAUCUACUGGUCGAUAUGAUUUAGGACUACAUUAAAAAAGUUAUUUUUUAUAUUAAAUUUGAGGUAUUGGACACAAUUCCAACCUGUUACUCUGACCUGUUUUUUUUUCUGACAUUCUGCUUUCAGUGACACAACUCCAUUUUAUCCCUGUGGACCUGGGCUCUCCUAUAGUGCACUGCUCUGUGGCAGACCCUUAUGUGGUCAUCAUGACUGCAGAGGGAAUGGUCACUAUGUUUGUGCUGAAGACUGACUCGUACAUGGGAAAGACACAUCGCCUGGCCCUGCAGAAGCCACACAUCCCCACUGUAAGUAAACCAUGCUUAUCAUACUUUCUCUUUAACAAACAUGCCUACAACUUGAAAUGAGCCCUUCUGGUCUACUAUCUAAGCAGUGCCACUUCUGCAUCUGGGUGCCGUGGUAAAGAUGAAGAGGCACCAUAAAUAUUCACGUUCACAUUAAGCAUACGUUUUAAAGGUGGGGUAGGCAGGAUUUCAUGAAAGAAGCAUCUUUUUUGUGGUGUAUAUACAAAAAAGCUUUUAUCAUCAGUCAGUAGUUAUUAGUUAUUGAUGACAUUUGGUAAUAAAAUGAUAUCACUGUGUUUUGUUAUGUCUGUGUAGUCAACAUUUUAAAUUUUUUGAGCAGCCCGCUCUUUCUGACUGUAAACAAAGCCAUUCUCUGCCUCCCCCAACCUGAUUGGUUGUGAGGCGGACGUUGCCCCUUAGUGCUGAUUGGUUGUGAGGCAGACGCUGCUACCCCAUGUUGUGCUCCAGUCCUCGAAUGAUAAUGUUCACCAGCCCAAACAAAGUGAGCGUGCUACAGUAUCGGACAGUAGAAAUGAAACCAGAAAGUACGGAAAAUUGUCUGAAUCCUCCUUUGGCCACGACUGCAAACACAAGCAAGAAAAAGAAGUAAAUACCAGAGACUCUGGAGGAAUAACGGGCACUUAAAAUGGAGGUAGAACGGACAAGAGCUAAAAAGCCGGGUCAACAUAAAUGAAGCAUAAAGGCUUUUUGCUGGACAGGUAAACCGCUUUAACAAAGUAAGCUAAGUGUAACAGAAGUGUUUCUUGUCAAAUGGGACCUGCUGUGUGUUGUAGCGCCGCUAAACUGUUGACCUGGACUAUAUCACUUUAUGCUAGUUGUAGAAGUCCUGCCAACAUUGUGUUUGCUGGUAGUCUGUUGGCAUCUACAGUAGCACCGAUGCUUUUUACUUUCACGUUGACUGGGCCCCAUUUGUAAUUAUCUGAAGUAUUUAUCUGCAUUAUAUCUGAAUUUAAUUGAAACGAUACGAGCGAGCAGGAGCGUCUGUUUGUGGGCGGGGCUUGCUGGAGCAGAGAGGGAGGGGAGAGGAGGAGCUGAGGGGAAAACUGGUUGGGAGAGGUAGAGUUUACAUUCAAGAUUUCUCCUAAAAACUGGCACUUCUUCAGAUCCUGCCUACCCCACCUUUAAUGCUAGUUUUGCCGUAAUUCACAGAAUUGUGUUACAGUUAUUAAUUAGUUUUAAACCACCUCUCAUUCCACAGCAAUCUCGUGUGAUAGCAUUGUGCGCAUACAGAGACAUAAGUGGAAUGUUCACCACAGAAAAUAAAGUGAGCGGCUCUUUGAGUAAAGACGAUGCAGUUGUCAGGAGUCAGUCUGUAGCAGAGACCAUCAUUCAGGACCUCAGGUAAAAAAAAAUACAUCUAAAAAAAAUCCACAGUACACAACUGUGCACAUGACCAGUUUACAUACCGUCUUUUUUCAUCUAAAUAUGUGCAUAGCAACACAGUGGAUGAUGAAGAGGAAAUGCUGUAUGGAGACUCAAAUGCCGGCACGAUGCCUGCAAAGGAAGAAUUUAGCCGCAGCUCUGGAGGAACGAUUCCCUCUGGAAGUGAGGGAAUUGCCCACAAAGUGGAACCUAGCCACUGGUGCAUGAUCACUAGGGAGAAUGGUGUAAUGGAGGUAAUGGGACAUAAAAUAUAUCAACAGGAAUGCACUAUAUUUAAAGAGUGCUUUUUCUAAAACUUCAUUGAUUUCACUGUUUCAUAUUUACAUUUCAACAGAUUUACCAGCUUCCUGACUGGAGAUUAGUGUUCCUGGUGAAGAAUUUCCCAGUUGGUCAGAGAGUGCUGGUGGACAGUUCAUCUGGCCAAUCAGCAACCCAAGGGGAGGGGAAAAAAGAGGAAGUUACACGCCAAGGAGAGAUUCCAUUGGUCAAGGAGGUGGCUUUGGUUUCACUUGGAAAUAGUCAAAGCAGACCAUAUUUAUUGGUGAGUUCUAAUUUAGAGACAAUUCUUUCUGAUUUUACAGAUCUGUUUGUGCCUGUCCAUUUUAAGUCCAUAAUGGAAAUGUGACAGGGUGCUGGGGCACAAUUUUAUGUACAAUCCUAUUUGAAUUUGCUGAAAUAUAAACCAGUUCAACUUUUGCACUACUAUUAAAACUUAAUUGCGAGAAUCUAUUCCAACAUAUCUCUUUGAGACACCUCUGUCAAUAAAACCAAAGGGAAAUGGGAGGAGGAGCUUGGGGAUGUAAUACCUGAGGAAUCCUGGACUGAAACUCUGAAAAGAGUUAAUACAACUACUUCAUGUGCUAGGCUAGGUGUAAUUCAGUUUAAAGUUUUGCACCCACCUCUCCAGGUGUAGGCGGGCCUGAAUUUUCCCCAAGGUGGAUGAGAAUUGUGGCAGAUGUCAUGUUACUUCGGCAACACUAACACACAUGUUCUGGUUAUGCUCUUCCCUCUCAGAUUACUGGUCAGCAGUAUUCAGAAUUCUUUCACAAGCACUAUCUUUAAAUGUGCAACCUACUUUGCCAUCUUCGGUAAAGUUCUUUUUUUUAUGGGUUGCAAGAGUUGGAAGUUUCGUGAAGUGAACUAACAGUGUUUGAAAACUGGAAAUGAUAAUUAUAAAUUAUAUUUUGAUGUUUUUCAGGUCCAUGUGGAACACGAGCUCCUCAUUUAUGAAGCUUUCCCGUAUGAUCAGCAGCAGCCUCAGAACAACCUGAAAGUGCGCUUCAAAAAAGUGAGGACUCAGCCGGUUUCUGUCAUCCAGUCCAAAGAUCCUUUGAGCUCAAUCAAGUCCUGUUUAAAUGAAGUGUAUCUUUGCUGUUUAACUUUGCCCUACACAGGUGCCCCACAACAUUAACUUCAGAGAAAAGAAAUCAAAGCUGAAGAGAGAUAAGAAGGCUGAGAGCAAUGCUUCUGAUGACAGUUCAUCUGUGAAAAGUCGUAUUGCCAGAUUCAGAUACUUUGAGGACAUCUCUGGAUACUCAGGGGUAAUACAGUCAUACUUUGAAAUUCAUGUUAUAUCUGUAAUUUUGCUUUUAGUUAUUGACUGUUCAUUAUUUUAGUGUAAUUUUUUGCAUAUAAUUACACACCCCUCAACCACGUAAAUAACUAAGCACCCCACCUUGUCUUCAUAGGUGUUCAUCUGUGGACCAUCUCCUCACUGGAUGCUGGUCACCUCUCGGGGAGCCUUGAGGCUUCAUCCCAUGAGCAUUGAUGGCUCCAUUGAGUCUUUUUCCCCCUUUCACAACAUCAAUUGCCCAAAAGGAUUUCUCUACUUCAACAAACAGGUACUAAGAGUAUACAUCCUUAGGCAAAGACGGACUUUUAUGGUUGUUCAGUAUGCAGCCGAUGUAUACAAAAGAAAUUUUUGUUAGCACAGGCCUCAGUUUACAGAUCAGUGCAGCAAGGGGGAGGGGGCUAAUUCAUCGUCUGUGUGAUCAGAGAUGACAACUCGCUACUAUGAGUUUGCUGGUACUUAGCGCUAGUCACAGAGUUCAGUUUGGAGAUGCAGAAUAACGUUUUUUUUAUUUUUACAAAAAUUAUAAUACAGGAGAUUUACUGGAGAAUACUAAUAUGGGAAAACGUCAGGAAAGAGGGGUAAAAUAAUCCCAGCCAAAACAAGAUAUUUAAAAACUAUGUCCGUGAUCUUGAUGACAUUUGCUGCCCUUUACAGCCUGUACUCGAUUGGUUCCAAUGCCCUGAUCUAUUGUGAGCAUGCAUGGUGUCAUAACAGUGCGUCGCUAUUAGCAAGCUACAUUCCGAUUCGUGUGCAACUGCUGAGUCUUGAGCCGUGCACUGUACACACAGUCAGUGCGUGCUCCACACGAACAGACAGUGUGCACAGCUGAUAGAGGAGGCAAGAUGGAGAAGUUUCUAACAGGAAUGAAAAGAAAAACAGAGGAGGCAUCUGGGGCAGGGAAAGCAAAUGACUGUUACCAGAAUAAAAAGACCAGAAAGUACGACGAAACCUACACAGCCCUUGCGUUUACCAUGAAUAUGGUCAGAAAUUAGGAAAGACCAGUGUUUGUUUUAUGCCUAAAAACUCUAGCAGGGGACAGCAUGAAACCUAACAAAUUAAAACAUUACCUGGAGAACUUUUACCCCCCUUAUGUCACCAGCCACUUUUUAACUGAAAACUUGAUUAAUAUAACAAACAGUACGGUCAUUUUUUGAGCCCCAGCAUCAGUACACAAAAAAAAGCACUUUUUGCCUCAUGCAAAGUUGGCCACCACAUCACGCGGUGCAAAAAAACCCUCAUACAAUAGCAGAGGAGCUAAUACUUCAGGCCAUAUUGGACAUGGUCACAAUUGUGCUCAGUGAGAAAAGUCCUGAGACACUGAAAACUUUUUCCAAUUAACUUAAAAUUUAAGUUGGAGCGGAUGUUAUUUCAGCUGUUAUAAUCUAUUUUAAUAAUCGGGUGAUUGCAUGAUGUAGAAUGCUGGUGCCAGCAACUCAAACAGUGGAUUUAAUAAAAAUAUAUAAAAAAAAUACUAUUAGGUUCUCAAUAGUAUUUCAAUUAUACCUGUGUUGGUAGUAAAAAGAGAGGUGUGUGUAUAUAGAUUUGGAUAUAUAUAAUUAUUAUACAUAUUCAUAUUAUUACACAUAUGUAAAUAUGUACAGCAGGAGUUGUGAUUGAAUAGCAGCAAUAAAAAUCAAUAUAAAUAUGUGGCAGAAGUCCUGUGUAAGUCUAGAAGCAGUGAGUGUGUAUGAACUGCAGUGAAAUUUUAGGUAUCUAAACAUCUAAUGGCUUGGGGCACAAAGCUGUUACUGAAUCUGGUUGUUUUGCUUCGGAUGCUGCAGAACCUCUUUCCAGUAGAGGUGGAACGGUUCACAACAUCCAUGGUUCGGUCCGUAUCACGGUUUUGUGGUCACGGUUCUCGGUUCAGUUCUGUAUGCAUUGAUAAUUACAAAAAACAAUUACGUCUUGUACAGUAAACUGGAAGAAUGAGGCAGUCUGACAUUCGAUACAUCAUUGUGACAGUCUUAGGUUAAAGGUAGGUGAGAUUCUGGCAGUGCAAGAGAGGAGACAUAGUUCCAACAUGCUUUACAUUUAUUUGGCAAAGGAUAUCUCCAUCUAAAUAAAAAGUAAAAAUGGCUCUUACAGCUCUGACCCUUGAAUUAGUGCAUACAAAAGAAUUUAACUUUACUAUUUUACAAACCACAUUAUAUACCAUCAACAUAAAAUGAAGCAUAGGCUCCAUCAGCACUAGACUUAUGCCCUUUUAAAAUCAACACAAAAACAACAUAUUUCUUGUAACAUGGAACAUGUUUCAACUCCCUGAUUAUUAGUGGUUCAUGAAAAGCUCAGUAUUUUUCACUUGAAAUUGAAGUGCAGUGAAGUGUGGGAAAUACAAUCAAAGAAAAUAAGGCUGGAGUUUUUGUCAGACUUAAAGUGUCACUGUGUUAUCUAAAGUCUAAAUAAAAACCUGUCCUUAAUUUUGCUUCACUGUCAGUCAACCUUAAACCUGUCCCAAUCAGUGUGCUCAAAACAGUCCUGAAGUGCCUCCCCCCCUCAGACCGCACUCUUACCUGCCUCACUGUAGGUUUUCCUCUGAUGAGCAGGAGCUUGUAUGCAGGAAUUAGCUGAGCAGUUAGGUGGUCUGAUAAAUGAUAAAUGAUAGAAAUGAGAAAAGUAUGUGCACUUUUACAGGGACAUCAAAUAACUGACAAUAGACAGAUCUCAACAUUUACAGCAGUUAGCAUGUGUGUUUGCGGGUUGCAAUGCUCGUAAGAAAGCUAAGAUUAACUUUCAUCAUGCCCCCAAAGUCAUUUGUGUUCGAGAGCUGAUUAGCUCCUAUGUUACCUGCCACUUCUACUACACCGGCAAUGUUAGGCUACAAGUAAGCGUGAAGAACAGUGUGAAGAACAGUGUGCAGAGCAGCGGUCCUGUGUCCUUUAUGAGUCCAGAGGAGUGGGGAAUUGAUAAUUUUACGUCCCAUGCUUUAAACCCUGUAUCUGACAAGUUCACAUCCCAGAUUGUUUUUGUUAAAUUGUGUGUGUCAUGUCCUCUUGACCCGAGAGGAAAGGGACCAUCCAGAUUGUUAUCUGUGCAAAGCUGAAAAGCUGGCAUCUGUGAUGGUAUGGGGGAGGGUGUUAAUGCCCAUGGCAAAACUUGGGAAUCCUGUAAAGGCACAAUUAAUACUAAAAGGUCCAUACAGGUUUUGGAGCAAUAUAUACUGCCAUCCAAGCAACUCCUUUUCCAGGGUCGUCCCUACUUAUUUCAGCAAGACAAUGCCGAGCCACAUUCUGCGCAUGUUACAAUAGUGUAGCUUUACAUUUAAAGAGUGUGGGUACUUGACUGGCCUACAGUCAAGACCUGCCAUUGAAAAUGUGUCCUCAGUUCCCAAAGGCUAAUGGAGUGUAAUUAAAGGAAAGGUGAUGUAACACAGUGGUAAAUGUGCUCUUGUCUCAACUUUUGAAAGGUGUUGCAGGUAUCAAAUUCAAAGUGAGUGAAUAUGAAAAGUGAGUGAAAACAAAACCAAGUGGAUCAAUUUGAACAUUAAAUAUCUUGUCUCUGUAAUGUGUUCAACUGAAGACAGGUCGGAAAGGAUUUGCGAAUAGUUGUAUUUAGUUUUGAUUUGCAUUUUACAUAAUGUUUUACACAGUGAUAACAUGGCUCUGUAAACCCUUAAAGAGGUUAGUGUUACAAUGUACUUCAGCAGAUGCUUUUGUCCAAACUGAUGUACAUGAGAGAAAGUACAAGACAGAAGAAAACAACAUGAGUAAGUGCCAUUAGUUUUUUUUUAAGGUGCCAUUAAGGAAUGAUGGUGCCUGACUGUUGAGAACUUUGUAAGUCAGAAGCAGGAUUUCAAAUUCUGAACUACAUCUUAUGGAAAGCCAGUGUAGAGACGCUAAUACUUGAAAGAUGUGCUCUCUUUUCCUAGUUCUUGUCAGUGAUCUAGCUGUAGCAAUCAUGUGAAACCUUCAGAUGCAAUACACCGCUAGUGCUACACUUUGCUGGUAUGUGAUCCCCUGUUGUUUGCGAUCUGUUUUUACCAAAAGUCAUCUUGGGGGUUUUCUUGCAUUUUUGUGUACGACUACUGUCCUAAAUUCAAAGAUCCAUCAUCUGCAUUGCUCAGUCUUUUGUAUUGGUGACCCAAAUAAAAUUUUCUAUCCACCUUACACAGGUCUGCCGUUUCCAAGUAACAUGUCUAAGGAUAAAAUAAAUAAGUUCAACCAUAAGAGCCUAAAUGACAACAAAAAGGAUUUGCAAUUUACAUAACUAAAUACUGUAUUCAAAAUUUUUCAUAGCCUCAGAAACAAAGUAAACUGCCUUAAAAAAACUUUUUCACUUUCCCAGUAGCUGUCUAGAAUUUGGUUUAUCCAACAUUUCAGUUGUGUCUGUGUGCAUUUUUUCCACAGGGUGAGCUGAGAAUCAGCGUUCUGCCCACCUAUCUCUCCUAUGAUGCCCCCUGGCCAGUCCGCAAAAUCCCGCUGAGGUGCACCGUCCACUAUGUUUCCUACCACGUUGAAUCCAAGGUGAAGCGAUUUUUUAAAUCAGUCCAGACAGCCACAGAGGGGCUGAGACAGCAAAAUGAUACAAAUUCACGCUGUUAAACUCAUUUCCUUGACCAACUAACCUCUUCUUUGAAGCAAUGCAAAAAAGAAAGCAUAUCGAAUGGGCAGCUUUAAAAAAGUUUGAGAUGAAAGCUCUCUGGUCUUACAGGUUUCUUCUUACUCUAGGAGUGAAAAAUCAAAGUGGGCGACUGUGAAAUGUUAGGUUUUGCCUUCUGAUUUUGACUUCUUUCCUUUCCAGGUAUAUGCUGUUUGCACCAGUGUUAAAGAGCUCUGCACACGCAUCCCCAGGAUGACCGGAGAGGAGAAGGAGUUCGAAACCAUUGACAGAGGUCAAACAUGCACAUGUAGCAUGCAUGCUCGCACACACAGAGACACACACACUAUUUCAACUAUUUAAAAUUGGUUCUGACCGCUAUUUCAAACCUUUAAUCACCCCUGUGAGUUAACUAUUGCAGUUUGGGAAUUUAUUUGUUUUAUGACACAAAUAUGUUAUGACACUGUUUUUCAACCUGUAUAACCAUACAGAUGAACGUUACAUCAAUCCUCAGCAAGAGAAAUUCUCCAUCCAACUCAUCUCUCCAGUCAGCUGGGAGGCUAUUCCCAACACACGGUAAAGCCAUUUUCCUAGAACACAUUAUGAGCCUAUUAAUGACUAUAACUUUGCAAAUUGUGUUAGAUUUUGUUUUCUCACUUGUUUCUCUCUCUCAAAGUUUAUUUUGUUGUUUUUUUCCUUUUUUUUUUGUUAUAAGAGAAAAUAUUUCGAGAAUCAGUUGGUUAGAUAGAGAAUCUUGGGCCACAUUGUAGACAAUGUAUUUUCAUGAUUUUCUUUCAUUUCAGUGAGGGUAGAAAUAUAGGUGCAGUCAUUACUGACCCUCCAUUAUGUCUACCUGCACAUUUUGAAGUGUUUCUCUGUACAAGUGGACAUAUUUUUUUUUUAAUUCAGACCUUGGGCAACUCUGUAAAGCCAAAACCCACAGGAUACAUGUCUGUCGCAUUCCACCAGCAUAGUGGACUGCACAACUAUUAGGUUCCCAUUCCAGCCAUUGCUGCAUGUUACACAGGAAGUUUUGCAGCGCAUCUCCGGUCCAUCCCAGAAUUAUCUCUAAGUGCUUUUCCAGUAAAGAUACGCACCAAGUCUAUGUUCGGCGGCCCACGUGCCCAGCAUGCAUCAAGCUGAAAAGAAAUUGUCAUAGACAGGAUGUCGUCUGGUAAAUUCCACAAUAAAAUGUCAUAUGCUGACUCUUGACUUUUAAUCGGAUCGUAUUGAUCGUAAAAUCAGUGUAAUACUCCUUGGUUAUGGAUUUAUCACUAACACAGCACGACCUCAAGGACUAUCUCUAAUUCAUGUGGACCACAAUAAGCCUUUAGCUGCCAGCUGUGUCAGGUAUAGCACAACAAAGUAAAAUGUAGUUUACUAAACACAGUAAAAAUUUACAAUGCUUGUUUACAAACAGUAGGAGCAUGAUAGCCAUGGAAUAAUAUCCAAAAAGAAGGAAAUCAACCAAUGAAAGGCAAAGCAACCUGUUUUGAGUGUGUUUUUUUCUCUUCUGUGUACUGAGUCCAGCUGUUCCAGAUUGCGCUGCAUUGCUGCAACACUCCAAACACACUUCUAGUGGCUCAUAGCGUGUGUUGUUAGAGCUGGAAAGUGACGCUGACAGAACGCGACAAACACCCAUCCUGGGGGUUUCGGGCUUUAGUGAUGAGAAAAUCCUCUAAAAAUUUACUGCCUGAAAGCAUAUUUUGCAUUAUCUAUUUUAUCAGAAAACUGACCCAUCGUUCCCAAAAAGAACUUACUUUUAAGUUGAAAAGGAUUGAAACCGUCAAUGAUGACCACAGAUGUAUACAGUUUUGUUCAAAAUAAUCGCACUCUAACAUCAUUAACCAGAUCAAUUUCUGCUUUUUGGAGAAAUAAUUUCCACAAAGCAAAUAAUUUACUAGUAGGUGUGAUACAGUGAUAGAAAACUGACUGACCCAACAGUCGUGACAAGCAUAUGGCUGAUUCUGUGUAAUUGAAGCACUGAAUGAGAGAGGCAUGUUCAAAAUAAUAGCAGUGUGGCGUUCAGUUAGUGAGGUCAUACACUUUGUUACAAAAACAGUGUUCAACAAGUAAAUCUUAUUAAAUGAGGAAGGCAGCAAAUGCUGCAGUGCAUUUCUGAAAAUUUGAGUGAAAUAGGUUUUGCCAGGCAUUGUUCAGAAGAACAGCGUGCUUUGAUUAAAGGAUGAUUGGAGAAGGGAAAACUAGACAACAACGACCCAACACACCAAAAACAGAACAGCAACUUGAUUUCAGACCAACAAGAUUAAUGUUAUGGAGUAGCCAGCCCAACCCCCAUGCCUCAAUCCAACAGAAAAGUGAGCUUGGACUCUCUUUUUUUUUUUUUAACACACUGCUAUUAUGUUGAACUGCAAUCAUAUAGGGUCAUCUGGACUCAAACUGUGGAAUUGCUGCAACAAGAGAACAGAACAGAAAAAUAUUUCUGACUUACCUUUUUUUUUUUGCCUACAUGUUAUCAGGAAAAGUAAGCAUGUCGCCAUAGUCGUUAGUCAGUUAAGGAACAAUCGACAGCGGAAAACACCAGCUCAGAAGGCAUUGAUGCCAUUGGUAUGCAGAGAGGCUGGUGUACCAACCUUGCCGAUCCAGUAAAGCUCUGACUUUGCUCCAGUCUACCAGCUUUUUAUCUAUAUGGAAAUGCUCCAUAAAAGUACUCAAGCUGCUGUGUGUUUCUCCCCCAAAAGGAAAACCAUCACAAAGACAGCUGCAGCCUUCAGCGGAGCCCCUCAGCAACACCCUUAGCUAGUUGGUUUGCAUUUUAACAGGAUUUUAACCUAAAACACCUUCCUGAUAGUGCAGUAUAAUGUGAGAUCAUACAUUGUUUAUCUCUACGUAUUUAAAAAGCUUUAUUUUUCAGUGCCCUUCUGCUGGCCAAAAGGAAGAAAUAAUGCCUAAAGUUUAUGGCAAUGUGAAAACAAUAUGAGAUAGAAUAGUGUGUGGUCUAUACGUUUUUUUCUGAAGAAACACAGUCGCAGUAGACUCAGCAGUCAAAGGGGUGUUUGAGUGUGCUAAUACUUUACUUUGAGCCUUCUUUGUUCCUGUAAGGAUCGACCUGGAAGAGUGGGAGCAUGUGACCUGUAUGAAGACAGUGGCACUGAGGAGUCAGGAGACUGUGUCCGGACUGAAGGGCUAUGUUGCUGCAGGGACCUGCCUGAUGCAGGGGGAGGAGGUCACCUGCAGGGGCAGAGUGAGCAGCACACAACAAGGCCCUCGCAUUUCUUUUUGUAAAAAAGAGGAAAACAUUUACCCCUAAGAAAUGAGAACUAAAAUCUUUCUGGUUUACUUUUGGUGCUUGUUUUAAGAUUCUGAUCUUGGAUGUGAUUGAAGUGGUGCCAGAGCCUGGCCAGCCCCUUACCAAGAACAAGUUCAAAGUGCUGUAUGAGAAGGAGCAGAAAGGGCCUGUGACAGCCAUGUGUCAUUGCAAUGGAUACCUGGUGUCUGCGAUUGGACAGAAGGUCUGGACACUCACACUUAUAAAACUAUAUUGUGAAAUUGCAUAUCUGUAAUAGAAAUAUUAAGUCUGUGUCACUUUUAAUACUUUUUAUUUGAUAAUUCUUUUUGAAUACAUGAUACAAAAGGGUACAUCUUGUGGGCAGAAAAGGCAAAUUAUUCAGUGUUGCAUAUACAGUAAGUGUGGAAAAACAAUUUGACUUUAUCCUUGUUUCUGUAGAUUUUCUUGUGGGUCUUAAAGGACAACGACCUGACAGGAAUGGCCUUCAUUGACACUCAGCUCUAUAUUCACCAAAUGUUCAGCAUCAAGAAUUUUAUUCUCGCUGCUGAUCUGAUGAAAAGCAUCUCACUGCUUCGCUACCAAGAGGAAAGCAAGACGCUGUCACUCGUCAGCAGGGUAAAGGAGCAGCAAAAGCAGUUCAAUUACUGGUGGCAUUUUAUUGUUUCCUUUUAUGAUGGCAAUAGGCCCCUGGAUGUUGUAUUUGAGUGCUGAGGAACAUUCAAGGUAGUGUAGUCAUGAUCUGAAGAAGUGCCAGUUUUGGGAGAAAUCUCGAAUGUAAACACCACUCCUCCCAUCCAGUUUUCCCUUUAGCUCCUCCUCUCCCCUCCCUCUCUGCUCCAGCAAGACCCGCCCUCAAAUAGACGCUCCUGCUCACUCGUAUCGUUUAAAUCAAAUUCAGAUAUAAUGUGGAUAAAUACUUCAGAUGAUUACAAAUGGGGUCCAGUCAACAUGAAAGUAAAAAGCAUUGGUGCUACUGUAGAUGCUAACAGACUACCAGCAAACACAAUGUUUGCAGGACUUCUACAACUAGGAUAAAGUGACAUAGUCCAGGACCUGAGGUCAACAGUUUAGGGGCACUACAACACACAGCAGGUCUCGUUUGACAAGAAACACUUAUGUUGGAGACACUUUGCUUACUUUGUUAAAGCAGUUUACCUGUCCAGCAGAAAGGUUACAGGAUCCGCAAGAUCCGAAGCGUUCCCCAUCAUUUGAGCUAGCUUCAUUGAUGUUGGACCUGCUUUUUAGCUCUUGUCCGGUCUACCUCCGUUUUAGGUGCCUGUUAUUCCACCAGACUCUCCAGUAUUUACAGUUCUGGCCAAAGGAGGAUUCAGAAAAUUUUCCGUACUUUCUGGUUGCCCCUACUUUUCGAUUUUGUAGCACGCUCACUUUGUUUGGGCUCGUAAACAUUGUUUUGGACGUGAAGCGUGCCUCACAACAUGGGGGAAGGGCAUCUGCCUCACAACCAAUCAGCACUAAGGAGCAGCGUCCACCUCACAACCAAUCAGGUUGGGGGAGGCGUAGAAUGGCUUUGUUUACAGUCAAAAAGAGGGGGCCACUCAAAAAAUGUAAAAUGUUGACUACACAGACAUAACAAAACAGCGAUAUUGUUAUAUUACCAAAUGUCAUCAAUAACUAAUAACUAUUGCUUGAUAUUAAAAGCAUUUUUGUAUAUACAGCACAAAAAAGAUGCUUCUUUCAUGAAAUCCUGCCUACCCCACCUUUAGCAAGAGAGACUGCAUGUCUAUUUAUUAGGAUGUACAUGAAGGUAUUGACAAUAUGUCUCCUGUGAGCCUUUGGAUCGUAUUGUGUAAAUCUUGUAGAGAAUGUAAUUCACUAUCUUAUUGAUGUUAAACCUUUUUUUUUUUUUUAAUCAUUUAUUGUAACAGGAUGCUAAGCCCCUGGAAGUAUACAGCAUUGAGUUCAUGGUGGAUAACAACCAGCUUGGGUUCUUAGGUAAUACAAGUAAUUUUUAAGGAAAAAAAUAUGUAGCAUAAAAUAGCCUCUUGUCAUUAAUUUUUUUUCUUAAUCCUUUUUUAGUGUCAGAUCGAGACAAGAAUCUCUAUGUUUAUAUGUAUCUUCCCGAAGGUAUGUAAUAUUGCUCAAUCAGCAGAUUCCGACAUUUUGGACUGCAAAUGCACAUCCACUUACUGAGUGUGUUGUGUUGUGGUUGCAGCUAAAGAGAGCUUUGGAGGUAUGCGUCUCCUGAGACGGGCAGACUUCAAUGUCGGAGCAAACAUCAACACUUUCUGGAGGAUGCCUUGCAGAGGAGCCCUAGACUCUGGCAGCAAAAAGUCUCUGACCUGGGACAACAAGCACAUCACCUGGUUUGGUAAGUGACUGAGCUGAUUUAUGGAAUCCAGUGAUCACCAAUUGAUAAAUGCGACAUGAUCCCUUUCCACGUAUGUACUAGCCUGGCUGGGCCAUCCUGUUGCGUGAAUUCCUUCCCACAACAGUCUGGACUUCGGCCCAUUGGGAGCUUGUAUUCCCGGUCAGAAAAUAACCGGGCCAAUCCCUGUUGCAUUGCGGUGAGCUUGUGCUUAAACAGCAGGUGGACCUACUCGUGACUUACACAUUUGGCCAAGUUUGGUUGCUUUUUACUGCUCUCCUCAGUGGCCAGAAUGUUGAUUUACACCACUGUGUUUGUCUGGCUGCAAACAUCCUUAUUUUGUACAUGCUGUGGUGAUAUAAACCCAGCAGUCACCAUUAUGGAAGAAUUUUCUCCCUGUUGCUCUUGCACGCGUCAUAUACUUGCUCCCCUGCCAUCCAUUCAAAUGGAGUAGAUCAAACUGUGUGAGUGUGUCUGACCUGAAUUAUCCCCUGCUGUGAGGUCCAUGUGUCAAGUGAAAAUUCCUGAAAGUUUCAGAACCUUUAGGUACCCAAAUUUUCUAAAAGAAUUUCAGUUUAUGUAUUAAAAGGGUCAUCAAAGUGCAUUCAUGUCCUGCCAGAUCCUUCAUAAACAUAUUUCAUCCAAACAGUUGAUUUAACUAUUUUACUACCUGCUAGCACAGCCAGGCUCAAAAACUGCAUGCUGCAGUCUUCUCACUGAAGAUAAAAACAGCUCGCUGCAACCACAGAUCUUUAAAAAUUAGGACACUUCGUAUUGUGAGCUGUCCCGACCUAGUUUAGAAACUAAACAAGUACCUUUCCUAACAACUCAUAUCAAUUUCACUAAGAGCUUAUAGGAAGUUUUUAUAAACAUACAAAAGAUUAUUAUUCAUUGAACAUGUAUUUAGGAAAGGAUGUCUGUUGUCAGAUAAUAGAUGAAUUCACAUUGAUGCAAAGGAGGAAAAAAAAGCCUGUUCAUAAUCUGUUUCAACAGCAACUCUAGAUGGAGGAAUCGGCAUGCUCCUUCCCAUGCAGGAGAAGACUUAUCGCCGUCUUCUCAUGUUGCAGAAUGCUCUGAGCUCAAUGCUGCCUCAUCACGCUGGUCUAAACCCCAAGGCCUUCAGGUUUGCCUCCAUCUACCACAUAGUAUUGUUUAUACAUUGGAACACACUGUAUUAACCUGUAUUGUUGCCUGUUAUCUAAAUGAACAUAUCAUGUGAGCUUUUAUUUCUAGUCCUAAGAGGCAAGUUAGUGUCAGGUGUAGUUUCUGCAGUUUGGUAUCCCUAACCAGUUUAUAUACCGUUUCCAGGAUGCUGCAUAGUGACAGACGGAGCUUGCAGAAUGCAGUGAGAAACAUCCUGGAUGGAGAACUCCUCAACAAGUACUUGUACCUGAGCACAAUGGAGCGCAGUGAGCUGGCUAAAAAGAUUGGUACCACUCAGGACAUAGUAAGUGCAGAGACUGAAUGUUUUUUUUUUUCUGUCAGAUUUGCCUUUUAUCUGAUCUUCUAUUCAUCUGUAGAUCCUGGAUGACCUUUUGGAGAUCGACAGAGUCACAGCUCAUUUCUGAGAGGCACAUUUCCGAGCACUGUCAACCGGAAGUCGUUUUAUACGGACUGGAGAAAGAUGUUUUGCUAUGUUUUUGCAAACUGUAUUUGUUUUUUAGUUCAUACACCAAACAAAAAAAUGACAUUUCCUUCAGACAAAUUUGUACAAAAUAAAAAAACAGUGAAAGUGAUUGACAAAAGCCUUGUGUGUUAUUGAGGACAGCCGUUUUAUGAAAAGAAUGUAAAACAUUUUAUUGAUAUCAUGAGAUUGCUAUAACAACAUUGGAUAAGUCUAGCUUUUCUUUUCUUGUUGCUGGACUUAAUGUUAACUGUUGUACCAAUUACUGACACUAAACUAAAACAAAAAUGUAUGCUUAUUUUGACAUUUAUUUAUUGCCACCAUAAAAGUUUUGUUUCUUUUCCUUGAAGCACUGAAAUACAUUGUUCAAAGGCAACCCACUGUGAGAUGUAACACUGAAAAUUUUCAUUGUUAGCCCCAGGAGGGAUGCAGCUUUACAGUGUUCUUACAUUUUAUUUGGUAUAACUCAAACACUGAGACUCAGUUUAAAGUAUUGCUGGAGAUGCUGCAGCUACUACAGACAAAAUGUAUACGAUACAUUUUCCUGAACCCUGAACAGAAACUUCAGCUUAAAAUCAUUAAAAAAAAAAAACAUUCAAAACCAGUCGUAGUAGGAUAGCACUUUAAAAAACAGCCAUUAAAAUAUCAAAAUAUAUAAAAUCAUUAAUUUAAUGAAGAAAAAAAAAUACAACAAGGUGUUCAGUUUUGAGCUGCUGGGGUGGGUUUGGUGCUGUAAAAGUCCCGCAGCUCAAAACUGUCUCACUUAUGCAGUAAAGUCCACCACGAGAAAACAAAAUGAUUUGGUAUAGAGCGCCAACACUGGAACAGAACUAGAAUCUGCAGCUCUCUGUGUUGCUGCAGUAGUCAAAAGCUGUGGGACUGUAUUAACAGGCUUAAAAUAGUUCUUUCUUCCCUGACCUUUGUAAGAAAACCGUAAACUAUCUCAGAUACUCUAAUAUUUCUGCAUCCAAAGACGUUAAACCAAGGAAUGACAGCGUGCUCAGGAACCAACGGGUUAGACUCAUCGCUGCCAUCUCCCAUCUGUAAAAGAGUUGUCAAUAUUUCAAAACCAGAGCUUACAUCAGUUAGGUUUACACCUUCACAAACUCAGGAAACUUGUGUCUGCAUUUUAAUCAUAGACUGUAUAUAGAAUGGACGCAGUCUGCCUCCAACUGAAGCUGUACAUCAAGCAAAUAUGGGAAAGAAUUCCACCUUCAAAGCCUCAACAAUUAAUAAAGUUUAUGAGUUUGAACAUUAAAUAUCUUGUGUUCGUAGUGUAUCCAAUCGAGCAUAGGUUGAAAAGGAUUUGCAAAUCACUGUAUUCUGAUUUUACGUACGUUUAUCACAAUUUCCCAACUUCAAUGGAAUCGGGUUCUGUAUGCUUGAUUACUCUUCCUCUUGGAUGUAGAUGACGUAAUGGCUAUGGCACACUGAACCAAAAUUAAAUUGUAAAACUUAAUCUGAAUGUGCGACCUGAAACUGAAUUUUUGUUUUUCUAAUUUAAGGAAAAGAGAGGGUUUUAUUUUCAAAUAGGUUAAAUUCUAUUUUAAAUCAAUUAAAUUUACUCUCAAAAUAUUAAUUUCAAUUUCAAAUUGUGAUUUUCAAAUGAAAUACAACUAUUCAAUUUCAGUUUCUAGCGGCACAAAUUUCAGACCAUAUUUUUCUUGCACUCUUUGCAACCCAUCAACAUCUGUUUUAUAAAGUAUUUAUACAGCAUUUAUACCCUAACUCUUAUGGAACUGGGUUUAUAUCUACCUACAAUAUAUUUUUAGGUUCAGUACAGGAGUUGUACAAAUGUUAAGCAAGUACAAGACGUUGCUAAGUGAGUUUAUUUGGGAAAAUUUAGAGAACACAUAAUAAAGACAGACAGUAACCCAAAUAACUUUUUAUGAAGCACUGGAUGCCGAGGAGUAACUAAUAGAGAGAGGUUUACAAUAACUUUUACCUUAAAGCCAGCUCAAACUUCAAGCCUUCCCAUGUUGACCUGAUCCAGCUGAAAAUCCAGAGUCUUGUCAGCAUCCUGGUCCUCUCUGUCUGCAUUUUCCCCCAACCUCGCACCGCACUGAAUGAGAGCAGCUCACUUUAUAAUUGUGACUAGUCAACAGUUACAGAAGUAAAAAUGUCAACAUGCAGGCAAGAAACAGCUCUCUAUGAUCAGGCAUUAGGAGGUAACUUAAAAACUAACUAACCUCUUGGCCAUAACAAAGUAGCGAUCCACAGGUGCUCCCAGGGUAAUAUUAAUGCUUCGGACUGUGUUGAUGUUUCUGAAGACGAGUAGCAUAGGCCGUGGCAUUGCCUUCAACACCUGCAUGAUGCUUUCAAAGCGCUGUGUGGCCAUUUCACGCAUGUAAGCCGUCUCCUCACGACUGAGGAUGUUAGAAAGACCAAGCUCUCGCAUGUUAAUGGGUCGUUGCAGCAGCAUCUCAGAGAAGAGUAAAUAUUCUGAAGAUAAGACAUAGAGAUUAUGCUUGACACACAAGAAAAAGAAAUAUGAUCCAGUUUACACGUGUAAUUUAUAACACCUUGUGAUAGAUAGGGGGUAUUCAGCAUUUAUUGUUACACAACAACCAAAAUCAUUUACCUUUGACACCAAGUGCAUCGGAGUACUUCUGCAUUGCAGGCUCAUCUCUCAGGACUAUGGACCUCCACAGUUUACAAAGGGCAACUCUGUCACUAAGGGAAAAGGUCACAGUUACAGCUGAUUGCAGAGUUCUUUCAGAGGUUUUGUUGAACAGACUGCUCAAUCUUACUGUUGACUGAGGUAUUCAUACAAGCCGUGGUCCAAGAGCACCAACUCUGCCUUCUUAUCAGGACCUGGUCUCACAAGAACUGCAAAUAUGAAAAAUAUAUGGUAAAAGUGUGCAAACUACGUGUAAUUACUCUCGAACCCUUCUUAUGACCUCAAGUUUUGAGUGCCAUGGAAAUCCGCUGCAGUUAUCAACAUUAUGAAGAUCAUAUUGACACCUUCCUUUAACAUCAUAGGUUCACUUCCCUGAAAGUAUCUCUGUUAGGCUGUACUUUUGAGCAGUAUGGUGCUUCCACAGGUUUCUUACACUUUUUUAAUUUCCCUGUGCACUUCAGAGACUCUGAUUUAUUCUCUAUUUGAUUCUUUGGAAAUAUCACAGACCAUAUGUGACAUCACUUAAAGUUCCUGUGAAAAACGUAUAAUAUUUAAAAUAUCUGAUCAUUCUGUUAUUUGUAGUUUAAUUUAGAUCUUACUUCGGGACCGCUGAGAUUAACACAAUGGCCUCUCUAUAUGGCUUGUGUUUAACUGCAAAGCUAUGUUACUUGCAUAUCACUCUAGAAGAAGUGUAAAAUAUCAUCUCAUCUUCCUUGAAACUAAAUUAGUCUUGAUUUUGGCAACAAUGAAAACAAUGAGCAAACUUACUUUUUCUAAACAGUGUUGUUUUCUGAAAUUUGAGUUCUGUACCUCAAAAGACACUUGAGUGGAAAAACAGAUAAUUUUCGAUCUACUUAAAUGAAGUUACUGUUGCCCAUUCUGCAUGGGAAACCUGUUUAUACCAAAAGCCCACAAUCAUAAAGAUGUUAGGCAAAUGAUAUCUCAUAAUGCCCUCGAUGCUUAGUACAAGUAUGGUUAAGCCUAAAGGCCACAGGAUCCAGGUUGAGCGCGUUCUAUCAGCGUCAGGUGUCACGGAGCAAAUAGGUACCAGUUCUUAUCAAUGCUGCAAAUUACACAGGAAGUGUCUCAGCUCUGUCUCAGAAGCGUGUUGAUCACUGCUCUGCUAAAGAUACGCACCGAGUCUAUUUUCACAGCUCCCUGCUUCCAACACGCGUCGAUCUCCACAGAGAAGAUCAUCCAAGACAGGAUGUCAAGCACAGAAACCGCACAUGCCAUCCGGUAAAUUUCCAAAAUAAAACACCAUGUGCGGACUCCCUGACUGUUAAUCAAUUCGUGUAUAUGAGAAAUACUUCCUGGUUAUGGAUUGAUCAGGAACACAGAACAAUCCAAUGGCCAAUCCCUGAUCCAUGUGGACCCCAACAGGACUUUUAGCUGCUAACUCUGUCCGAAGGUUUAGUCAUCUAAGACUUAAGUUUAGCUCGUCAACGUCACAUCUUCGUUGUGGAAAAAAAGGGGCGUUGAUGAAAUAUUUUUGUCAACGAAAACAACCAGUGUUGUUUUUGUUGACGAAAUAUUUUUGGCAAUGUUAUCGGCAACGAAAAUAACACUGGCUUACAGAGAUGGGAGUGGAUCCUUGCUGUGUUUCCUGGAUCACAGAUUACCUGACAGGAAGGCCACAGUUUGUCAGGUUGGGAACUGUAUUUCUGGGACAUUAAUGAGCAGUACAGGGGCUCCACAAGGGACAGUGCUGGAGCCAUUCCUGUUCAUACUGUACACGUCAGACUUCAAAUACAGCACUGAGUCCUGCCACAUCCAGAAAUACUCAGAAGACACCGCUAUUGUGGCAUGUAUCAGAAAUGAACAAGAAGCUGAAUACAGAGAACUGAUAAGAGCCUUCAGUGACUGGAGUCACAAAAACUGCCUCCUCCUCAACACCUCAAAAACAAAGGAGAUGGUCAUAGACUUCUGCAGAUCCAAACCCUCUCUUCAGCCAGUGAACACCUGUGGAGUGGACAUCAAAGUGGUGACAUCAAAUAAAUACCUAGGUGUACAUCUGGAUAAUAAGAUGGAUUAGUCUAAGAACUGUAUUUGACACUGUGAUGAUGAUCAAAUAAACUAAACUAAACUAAACUAAACUAAACAUAGACUAUAACUACAAAAAGGGGCGGAGCCACCUCUUUUGCCUGAGAAGACUCUAAUCAAUAGACAUCUGUAGUAAGAUGCUGCAGAUGUUUUAUCAGUCUGCAGUGUCUACAGUGUUCUGUUCUACACUACAGUCUGCUGGGGAGAAAACAUCCAACACAAAGAUGCAAGACGUCUUAACAAACUGGUGAAAAAGGCUGGCUCUGUGGUUGGAUUCAAGCUGGACUCAGUGGAGGAUGUGGUGGAGAGAUCUACACUGAGGAAGGUGGAGACUAUUCUAAAGAACAUGGAUCACUUCACAACACCUUAAUGGACCAAAGGGCAAAUGGUGGUGGACGACUCCUC